AUGAGACCGAAGGGCACAUCAGAAACGACUUUACUUCUCACAAAUUCAAACUUAGAUUGUUCUGAGAGCAGUACAACCCCAGAACUUACUGAGGACAAUGAUUCUAUUGGUGUAUUGAUAGAACCAGAAGUUGAGACGGGUGCGGUAGAAAGCAUGUUUUCAUGGUCAAAACUAUGGAAAUAUACAGGACCUGGAUUUUUGAUGUCGAUAGCCUACCUUGAUCCGGGGAAUUUAGAAGCAGAUCUACAGAUUGGGGCCGUGGCCGGUUAUUCUUUGCUUUGGACACUGUUGUAUGCACAUAUUGCUGGUCUUUUGAUCCAAUGUCUUGCCGCUCGUAUUGGUGUCGUCUCGGGACAACAUCUGGCGCAACUAAUAAGAUGCCAUUAUCCGCGUUAUAUAUCAAUAAUAUUAUGGUUAAUAACUGAAAUUGCGAUCAUAGGGUCCGACAUUCAGGAGAUAGUUGGUACUGCAAUUGCUCUCCGAAUAAUAUUGAAGAUACCUCUGUGGUUAGGAACAAUGUUAACGGCACUCGACACAUUCGCUUUCAUGUUAUUGCAGAAUUACGGGAUGAGAAAGCUCGAAGCAUUCUUUAUGGCACUAAUUGCCACAAUGGCAUCAUGUUUUUGGAUUGAGAUGUUCUUGAGUGGUGUUGAUGUUAAAGAAGUCGCAGUGGGUAUCCUCGUCCCUAGUGUUCCUCGACGGGCAAUUAUUCAAGUAGUAGCAAUGGUUGGAGCCGUUUUUGCUCAAGUAUUCUACGCUCCUGGCGAGAACAAACACUUGCCAGGUCUAUAUGACGCUGGUAAUGUCUUGUCAAAUACCCUGGGUUAUGCAUCAAAAUAUCUGUGGGCUUUUGGGCUAUUGGCAGCCGGUCAAAGUUCUACAAUGGCAGGAACAUUAGCAGGUCAAUAUGUAAUAGAAGGAUUCUUUGGAAAAGUCUUAUCACAACAAUGGUAUCGAAAUGCGAUAACUCGUAGUAUUGCGUUAGUGCCUUCAAUGUUGGUCGCCAUAUAUGCCGUGA
Molecule: messenger RNA, 1018 nt
Organism: Acaulospora colombiana
Lineage: Eukaryota; Fungi; Glomeromycota; Glomeromycetes; Diversisporales; Acaulosporaceae
Source: the annotation of a GenBank genome assembly